This is a messenger RNA of Magallana angulata, 2438 nucleotides long. Its product is annotated as WD repeat-containing protein 70-like. Gene Ontology annotation, cellular component: site of double-strand break; nucleus. The transcript is spliced from 16 exons. The coding region runs from base 248 to 2137 and encodes 629 amino acids. Gene Ontology annotation, molecular function: protein binding. Lineage: Eukaryota; Metazoa; Mollusca; Bivalvia; Ostreida; Ostreidae. The record is from RefSeq and is a predicted model, not a curated record. Gene Ontology annotation, biological process: regulation of DNA double-strand break processing.
AGUUGGACGUUUCUUAAGCAUUGUAUUCUGCGAAUGGUUUUCUGAUAAACAAAACUCUUCAUAUAGUAAAAAUAGUUCUAGAACAGAGUUUCCAUUAGUGUUUAUAUGUAUUUAUUUACUCUACAUAUUGAAAGGAAAAGUGCAUCGUAGCGGAAAAGAAAGUAUAGGAAUUGAUUUCAGAGGAAAUUCGAAAUCGUGUAUAAUUUACCACUUGGAAUCACCCUGCAUCAAGUUGUUGGUGCUAGAAAUGGCGGAAAUGAAUAAUGAUGCCUCAAAAAAGAAAGCCCGUACAUUUGAUUUUAUGGAAAUGUUUAAGGAGGCAAAGCAAACAGCCCUGGAACGCAGUCAAGGUAAAUUUGAAGAUGAUAAGAACAGUGCCAUUGCCACGGAAGGUGAUGUCAUAGGCCCCUCUCCUUCUGUUUCACAAAAAUCCUCAAAGACUGGAGAUGAUUUGGGACCUUCAAAACCUCAGAAGUCUAAUGAAGUGGAAAGUGAUGAUGAAGAGGAUAUGAUAGGACCUCCUCUUCCGCCUGGUUUGACUAAAGGCUCAAAAACAUCAGAAGAGGAGGUGGAGAUAGGACCCCCUUUACCCCCAAGUACAUCAGCAUCAAAAGGUUCAGAUGAUGAAGAUGAUGAAGAGGACGAACCAGAGGAGAGCUUAGAUAAGAAAAUUCCUUCUUCUCAUGAGAUAUCUCUAGAUCACGGCUCCAAAGCAGUAUCUGCAUUAGCCUUGGAUCCCGCAGGGGCACGGCUUGUCACAGGAGGGCAUGAUUUCAUUGUCAAAUUCUGGGAUUUUGCUGGAAUGGAUCAGAGUUUACAGUCAUUUAGAAACAUUAAACCAUGUGAAAGCCACCAUUUGAACCAACUGCAGUAUAGUGCUACAGGUGAAAUGAUACUGAUAGUGGCAGCUAAUUCACGGGCCAAAGUAGUGGACCGUGAUGGUUUUGAAAAGCUAGAAUGUGCCAAGGGAGACCCGUAUAUUGUGGACAUGGCUAGUACAAAAGGACAUACAGCCAUGUUAAAUGGAGGAAGCUGGAAUCCCAAAGUCCGAGAAGAGUUCAUGACCUGUUCUAAUGAUGGCACAGUGAGACUGUGGGACGUCAACGCCGAAGGGAAAAAGCACAAAAACUGCAUCAAGCCUAAAUCUCAGCAGGGGAGGAAACUCGUCCCCACUGCCUGUGCCUACAGUAAUGAUGGCCGCUGGGUGGCAGCUGCUUGUCAGGAUGGCUCAAUCCAAAUGUGGGAUCAUAACAAAAACUUUGUGAAUGUGGCUAUGAUUAAUAGAGGAUGUCACAUGAAUGGCACGGACACUUCCUGUUUAUGCUUCUCUUAUGAUGGACAAUGCCUUGCAUCAAGAGGAGGUGAUGAUACACUAAAAUUGUGGGAUAUGAGAAAUUUCAAGAAACCCCUUAAGGUGCGAGAAAACCUUAUCAGUUAUUACACCGUAACUGACUGCAUCUUUAGUCCUAAUGACAGAAUGGUGCUAACAGGAACCUCUGUGAAAAAAGAAGGUGAUGGGAAACUUCUCUUCCUGGAUAGGGAGUCAUUAGACACAGUGUCAGAAAUCACAGUGGCUGAAUCAAGUGUGGUGCGAUGUAUAUGGCAUCCGAAACUGAACCAGAUUGUGAUUGGUUGUAGUGACGGCAAGGCUCGAUUGUUUUAUGAUCCAGAAAAAAGCCACAGGGGAGCCAUGCUCUGUAUGGUUAAACAGCCCAGAAAAUCUAAACAGGUGCUUGCUCUGGCAUCUCAGCAGAUCAUCACACCUUAUGCCCUACCAAUGUUCAAAGAAACUAAGUCUACAAGUACCAAGAAAUUUGAGGAGAAAGUCAGGAAGGAUCCUAUAAGAUCAAAGAGGCCAGAUUUACCCAUUACUGGGCCAGGUGAGGGUGGACGACUGGGAGUGAAGGGGGCUACCCUGGCUCAGUAUGUGGCCCAGAGCCUGGUCAAAAGAAAACCCGACAAGUAUGAAAACGAUCCCAGGGCCGCUAUCCUAAGACACGCCAAGGAAGCAGCAGAAAACCCUUUCUGGAUUGACCCUGCUUACAAGAAGACACAACCACAUAAACUCUUCCAAGAAGAAGAGAAAAAAGAAGAGGAAGAUACUGAUGAACCAGUGUGGAAGAAACAAAAAAUAUGAUUAUAAUUUAAUCACAAAUCUCGAGAUAGUGGCUGCUGGUCGGUCACUAACAGCAGUGGUUUUCCUCCCUGUUGGCGGAAGAGAGACAAGGUCAUUUAUUAGCCAGUUGAGCGAUUAGUCAACAUUAUGCAGUCCUUGUUUGGAACAGGUUGUACCAGACAGUUGAUAUGUAAACAAGUGAUGCUGAGCCAAAUUUGAACCAUUUUGAUGAAAUCUAAUCAGAAUUGUCAUCAUGUUGUAUACUGUAUACAUGCUAGGUAUUUUAUUAAACAAUGAAUUGCAAAUUAAAAAAAUACUGGUA